Cooperia oncophora is the source of this 477-nucleotide messenger RNA. The record is from the annotation of a GenBank genome assembly. Lineage: Eukaryota; Metazoa; Nematoda; Chromadorea; Rhabditida; Trichostrongylidae.
AUGAAAUAUACGCACAUGCGUGGUGGGGAGUCGCGAAAAUCGAGGGACAACUGCAUCACUCUCCUGACACUGUUCGAGUAUUCGAUACCAACAAGAAAAAUUCCCUACGUAGCAGCUCAUAAUAUGCUGCUUGCACAUGCUAAUGUCUACAGAAUGUACGUACGAGAGUUCAAGGAAACUCAACAAGGUCAACUGGGAAUCACUGUCGGUGGCAGGUGGUAUAAGACGUUCUCCAAGGAUCCGAAGGACAUUGAUGCUGUACGUCGUGCUCUCGACUGGACUUUUAACUGGACAGUGGCACCGAUUUUCGGAAACACUGGCGAUUAUCCAGAAUCUAUGAAGAAGGAUAUGCACGUAAUAGAGGAAAACAUUGGCUUUGAGCUGCUUCCUAGAUUCACGAAAGAAGAACGGGCAAAGUUGAAAGGUGCGCUUCCGUUGAGGGGACUAGUGAGGACUGUAUAUUUCGGAGACUCAUAA